AUGGCUCCCCCCUGCUGCUUUGAAGGGGUUUUUAAGAGCUGCUUCCCACAGAAGGCUAACCCAGAAAAGUUGGAGCCCAAUGCGGUGCAGAAGCUGGCCGGAUAUUUGGGGCUCUACAAGUUCUCUGCCUACGUCAUCAUGGACGCCUCUUGGAUCUCCAAACUCUGUGAUACCAUGGUCCGCACGCCGGCGGCCUAUGGCAUGGCCUACGAGGACGUGCGGAUCGAGGCGCUCGACGGCUGCACCCUGGCGGCGUGGCAUAUCCCCGCCCAGGACAAAAGCUCGAAGAAGCUGGCGAUUGUGGGCCAUCAGUCCUGGGCUUGUGCCAACAAAUCCGGCUGCGAGACGCACCAGAGGCAUGGCUGGGUCACCGUAGAGGCCAUCGACUACGUGAAGCUUCAGAAGGUGCUGCAUGAUGCUGGCUUCCACGUCCUCGCAUACGACCUGCGCAACCACGGAGAGUCCGAGAAGAAGCUCCCCAGCGGCUUUGGAGAAAUUGAAUAUAUGGAUGCUGUUGGUGUGAUGAACUACGUGAACAGCCACCCAGUGCUGAAGACCUGCAAGGUUUGCUUGUUGCCCUUCUGCGUCUCGGGAGUGGCGUUCAUGAAGGCCAACACCCUUCACCCUGAGAAGUUCAAGAACGUGGUGGCUUGGGCAACCACGAACAUCUUCCAUGGCCCCACGAUCAUGUCCAACCGGCCGUAUAUGUUCGGCCUGGGCAACGUGAAGCUGCUGAACAAAGCUUUUGCCGAGAAGCAGGCCUCCUACGAGAAGUCGGGCCAAUUGAAGAGCCAGGACAUCAAGAUCACAGCCCAGCGGAUUUCUGCGAAGCCUUAUGCACCUGACGUCAAGGUCCCGAUCCUCUACUGCGACGUCAUGCAUGAUGUGUUGGACUACCACGAGGCCUCCUGCCCCGACAUCUUCGCGGAGUUCGGCAAAAGCCUGCCGGAGGAGCAGCGGAAGCGCAACGAGCUCCACUUCUUGGGACCCCACCGACCGAUGCCCUUCACGACGAAAGGCCGCAACCGGAGCCGUGGCAAGAACCUGCGAUUUUCGGCAGUGAACUCUUCCGGGUGUAUCCUACAAGAAGAGAUUCUGGCGGUCCCAUGUGGAGGAUUCUGGGCCUUUGACUGUGCAGAGUCGCAGGAUGAGAGCCUAAGCAGCCUAAGCGCGCUAAGUGAAGUCGGGAUGGACGAUUCGGUGACCCAAGUGUUGGACCAGGCUCGGGAAUGCGCGGUGGAGAAGGUGGUGUGCCCCAUUUGUUUCGAAGCACUCAGCGACCUCCCGAACCAGGUUGGAGCUCUCACUUUUGAAGGCAAGCGAGUCGAAAGUGCGCUCUACCACCACGACUGUGUGCACAACCAUGCUACUAACCGCCUGGUCUUCGCCUCUGAGACGGGCAAAGCAGUCAGUCCGCUCACCCGACGCCAGGUGGAUAACUUCAAGGUGAUGCCUGCCCUGACCGACUCUGAGGAGUGGGUCAGCUUCUUGGAUUGGAACCGAACGGGCCACCUGGACCUUCAGAAGGUGUGUUUCGCGGUCGCAGCUUUGCUUCCGGUGGAUGACGCGUAUGCGAGAAGGUUCGUUUUGCAGGUCAUGAACCUGCCUGAAGACUCAGAGGAGGCCCACGAAGUGAGCCAACAGGAGGUGAUCCAGACUCUGCUUCCGCAGAUCCGACGGCAGCUGCGGCGCCUGGUGAAGACGCCACGGCCGCGGCCACCCGAGAUCUGCCGCAACUCGGAGAAGGAGGAGCUCCUCGCAUGGUUCCGCUUUUGGGACUCCAAGAAGGAAGGCCGCCUCGAUACUUCCACGCUACAACUGGCGGUGGUUGCGACCUUCCACACAGCCUUGGCCAAGACGGCAGACGCGGCCACCAAGGCGGCGAUCGCACAAUCCUUCUGCACCGAGAUGGGCUUGAGGGAAUGCGACCACGUCACAGAGGAGCAGUUCAUGGAGAAAAUGGCUCCGCACCUGGUCUCGAAUUUGCCCGUGGCCAUCGAGCGAAAUACCCGCUCGAGCGGCUUUUUCGACCCCAAGUUGUCCUUAACGCUCCACUUGAGGGAUAUGAAAUCGGGCGCAGAACGUCCCUUGUACUUUGAGACUGCCGGAGAGGUGACGGUGAAGGAUCUGAAAGCUGCCACCCUGCGCCGCUUUCCGGUGCUGCUCUGCCGUCGCACAGUGAAGAUUUUCGUGAUGGGCCAGCAAUUGGAGGACGACUUCCAACCCCUCUUCCAUUUGCGUGGGAUCUACGUCACUUGGCGGAGAACUUUAUGGCAGGGCAACGUGUGGUGGAAACGGCCACAAAGCCCAAGAAGAAAUCGCCUCUGGACUUCGACGAUUUGGCGGGCUUUGACGACGCCUCGGAUUCCACCUCUGAUGAGGAUCUCAAUCGAGACCUCUAUGAGGGCAACGUGCGUUGUUUGCGGCAGAUCAGCAACGAGAGCGCCGCCUCCCGGGCCUCCCGGGGCUCGCGGCUGUCGGUGGGAAGUCGUCCCAGCCAGAAUAGCCGCAGGAGCGACUCGUCGCUGA
Molecule: messenger RNA, 2529 nt
Organism: Durusdinium trenchii
Lineage: Eukaryota; Dinophyceae; Suessiales; Symbiodiniaceae
Source: the annotation of a GenBank genome assembly